AUGUCGAUCCUGCGCGGGCCUCCGGGUGUCCCUGGUGAUUUCUAUCCCCCGAUCGAGAAAGCGGAUGCCCUCCAUGCAGCUGUGCUUCUGGUGCUGCUACCAGGCUCCCUGGGAGUUACCCUUGCAACUGGCCUCCGCUUCUGCUCUGGGCAAGACGCGUCGAACAGAAGGGACUUCGGCAGGCUGUUGUGUGCCUAUGGCGCACUGCUGGCAGGGGCCACCCUGCAACCGGUGCUGUGGGCUAUGAUCCUUUACCUGCCCACGCCCUGGACAAACAGCCUGGCUGUAGCGCUGCAAGCAGCAAACGUCACAUUUGUGGUCUUGGUACCACCUUACUUCUUCUACGUCUUUCUCCAGGUGUGUCUUGUUCGCGGAAACCCUGCAGAGCCCUCGUUCUUGCGAGUUCCGCGGGCGCUUGGUGCUUUGAGUGCUGCGCUUCUCCUACUUUUCGUAACCUUGGCAGCACUCUGCGGAGCAGCUCCUGGACUCACUUGGUCAGUUCUGUGCUCCGGGGACUUGGAUUUCCUCUUGGAGCAGUUGCGGCGACACACCGGCGCCACGGAGACCGAGCUCUGUGCGAGGCACUUUGCCAACCAAAGUAUUUUGGAGUGCGAGAACAUCUCCCGAAGUGAUGUCGUCACCGAAGAAACCGGGCCUGCAUGCUUCGCAUGGUGUCGUGUGGCUGACUGCUUCCUACCGAUGUUUCCUUUUCUACCAGGCUAUUGCCUGAAGGCCGAAAUCUGGCAAGCCGUUCAGGUUGGUGGACCUGGCUGGCUGUUGCCGUCCCUCGUGGCCUUCGCCUACGGCUGCAUCGGCUGGUACCGGCUCCUCACGGCCUGGCAGGGUUUUCUGGGAGCUAAGAACGGCUACAAGGCAGCCUCUGGGAGCGACGGCAAGAGGCAACUCGCAGACUGGGAGGAGGUCGCUUGCUCCGGGCCGACGGCCACAGGCUUCUGCCCAGACGGACCCUACCAUGCUCCCGACUUCCCCGAUCUUUUGGAGAUGCUCUGCAAAAGUCUGAGCCAGAACGACUUGCAAGCCGAGCGCUGGAGUAUGAAGCUUGCCCUGGCUGUGGCCAGCCUUGAUCCGGCGAUGGACAUCUACUCGGCACUCAGCCUCUAUGCAAAGGGCCAGCCCUACUACGGGUCUGCGCUGCUCCUCGCCGCCUUGCUGCCAAACUUGGCCGACAUCUUUCAGACUCAGCACGGAGAGGAGAUGAUCAAUUCGCUGCGACGGGGCUUUGCCACCAUGGAUCUUCUGAAGCACCAGGCCCGAGAGGGAUACUGGGAGGGUACGGUCUCCGCUCUGGUGGCGAUCUGCGCCCUGAUGUAUACGCCUACCCUGACUUCUCUGGACCUCUUCUCUCUAAGCUUCAACGUCCUCAGCUCAGUGGUCUUGAGCAUUCCCAACGGCCUCAAGGCCGAGAGUCUCCUGGAGCUGGGAGAAGAGGCCGGCUACUACGAGAGGGUGCGGCGGAAACGGGGAAUGGACGCCUACGAGAAGUGGGGCCGGAGCCUUCAGGUUCUGAUCUUCGGGCCUCUGGUCGCGGCUUGCGUGGCCCUUCGUGGCCAGCUCUUCCCACCGAGCGACGAGGCUGAGCAUGGGCUCUGCUUCCUGGCUGCUUGCGCUCUCCUCUUCUGCCUCUUUGCCGAGGGAGCCGGGCCCCUUUUCACGGAUGGCCUAAAGCUCGUGAGCUGCCUCUCUGCUCUGUGUUUCUGGACCCUUUUCUGGCAGGAGUUUGAAGGGGAGGCGGUGGCCAAGCUGCGACUUCUGACGGGCUGCUUGUUGGCGAACGCUGCCACAGUGGCCUUCGGAGCUCUUUGUUUCAGGCACCGUCGCCGCACUUUCGAGGAGGAGGAUGAGAUGGAUGAGUCUGCUGAGUUCAGUCCUUCUGACAGUGGCACAGAGUGA
Molecule: messenger RNA, 1911 nt
Organism: Symbiodinium sp. CCMP2456
Lineage: Eukaryota; Dinophyceae; Suessiales; Symbiodiniaceae
Source: the annotation of a GenBank genome assembly